This is a messenger RNA of Lutra lutra (Eurasian river otter), 2218 nucleotides long. RefSeq names its product solute carrier family 36 member 3 (gene SLC36A3). Gene Ontology annotation, molecular function: L-proline transmembrane transporter activity; L-alanine transmembrane transporter activity; glycine transmembrane transporter activity. Gene Ontology annotation, biological process: L-alanine transport; glycine transport; proline transmembrane transport. Lineage: Eukaryota; Metazoa; Chordata; Mammalia; Carnivora; Mustelidae. The record is from RefSeq and is a predicted model, not a curated record. Gene Ontology annotation, cellular component: vacuolar membrane. The transcript has 10 exons. The coding region runs from base 458 to 1882 and encodes 474 amino acids.
AUUGUGAGGUAGCUCUGGCUUCCUCCUCACAGAGGUAGACAAGCGCUGAACCUGGCCCCCCAUCCAGGCACCAGGACCUGCAGUCCAAUGGUGACUUCCUCCUCCCGGUCACACUCUUCUCUUUGCCCUAUAGCACUUAGGGCUGACCUGGGAGGGACUGGAAGCCCAGGUAAGUCCUGGCGUGUGGCCGACCAAAUGGUGAGGGGUCCUGAGGGUCACGCUGAGAUGAGACUCUCAAGUCCCCCAAAAGCCAAGUGAGGCAUAGUCAACAUCAACUUCCCCUGCCACAGCGCUUAACUGAUUCGCACAUUUGGGCUUCAGUCUGGGUCAGACACCCUCGGGAAACAGGAACCAGCAUCUUGGGGCUGCGGCCUUGGUUUCUCUGGAGAAAAACCCAUGGGAAGCUGGUUCAAGGCUAUUACAGGCUUUCAACCUGUUCUGCCACCACCCAUCCGCCAUGUUGAAGACGUCACUGCUUGGAAAGGACUUCAACAGUGCGCCCAGCAACUUGGAUGACGGGUCCAAGUCACUCUUAGAGAGUAGGAGUGGUGUUGCUUCACAGAAUGUCUAUCCUGCUGAGGAAGCCAAUGGAUUAUCGAUCAUGCAAACGUUGAUCCAUUUAUUGAAAUGCAACAUUGGCACAGGACUCCUGGGGCUUCCCUUGGCCAUGAAAAAUGCUGGCUUAUUGGUGGGUCCUAUCAGCCUCCUGGCCAUCGGGAUCCUCACUGUGCACUGCAUGGUCAUCCUGUUGAACUGUGCCCAUCACCUUGGUCAGAGACUGCAAAAGACUUUCGUGAACUAUGGAGAGGCCAUGAUGUACAGCCUGGAAACCUGUCCAAACGCCUGGCUGAGGACCCACUCGGUGUGGGGAAGGUACACUGUCAGCUUCUUAUUAAUCACCACCCAACUGGGAUUCUGCAGCGUUUAUUUUAUGUUUAUGGCAGACAACUUGCAACAGAUGGUAGAAGAAGGCCACAUGACCUCCAGCAAUUGCCAACCCAGGAAGAUCCUGGUGCUGACUCCCAUUCUGGACAUUCGCUUCUACAUGCUGACAAUUCUGCCCUUCCUGGUCCUGCUGGUGUUCAUCCAGAAUCUCAGGCUGCUGUCCAUCUUCUCAAUGCUGGCCAAUGUCACCACCCUGGGGAGCAUGGCUCUGAUCUUUGAGUAUAUCAUACAGGAGAUUCCAGAUCCCAGCAGCCUCCCCCUGAUGGCAAGCUGGAAGACCUUCUUACUGUUCUUUGGUACAGCCAUCUUCACAUUUGAAGGCGUCGGUAUGGUUCUGCCUCUCAAAAAUCAGAUGAAGCAUCCACAACAGUUUUCUUUUGUUCUGUACUUGGGGAUGUCCCUUAUCAUCAUCCUCUACAUCUGUUUGGGGACACUGGGCUACAUGAAGUUUGGGUCCAACACCCAAGCCAGCAUCACCCUCAACUUGCCCAAUUGCUGGCUGUACCAGUCGGUCAAGCUGAUGUACUCCAUUGGCAUCUUCUUCACCUACGCCCUCCAGUUCCAUGUCCCAGCCGAAAUCAUCAUCCCCUUCGUCAUCUCCCAGGUGUCAGAGAGCUGGACACUGUUAAUAGACCUGUCUGUCCGCACAGCCUUGGUCUGCCUGACCUGUGUCUCAGCCAUCCUCAUCCCCCGCCUGGACCUGGUCAUCUCUUUUGUGGGCUCUGUGAGCAGCAGUGCCCUGGCCCUCAUCAUCCCACCUCUCCUGGAGCUCGUCACCUUUUAUGCUGAAGACAUGAGCUGUGCCACCAUUGCAAAGGAUGUCAUGAUCAGCAUCCUGGGCCUUUUAGGGUGUGUAUUUGGAACAUACCAAGCCCUCUAUGAGUUGAUCCAACCCAUCAACCAUUCCAUAACCAAUUCCACAGGUGUCUAUGCAUAAUUAUCUAUUUUUAUUCUAAUAGCUCUCCUUUCCUCCCAUCCCCAACUUGACUUUCAUUGUGGAUGUUAUAUACAUUCAUCAAACCCCAACAUCUCUAUAUUAAUUAGCGGCUUCUUUAUCUUUCCAAGAGAAAUGUACAUGACACAAGUCAGUACUCAUACCUCUCAGACUAUGCCUUUUUGGUUUUGGAUUUCUUUGGAGGUCUUUUGUACCUAUGAACCAAAACCACAUUCAACCAUUUGUACCAUCAGCCUCAUGUACUGGGAAGAGGGAUGACAUUUGCCCAUGAUAUCCCUGGAAACAGACCAAGCAUGAAUGUAAAUGCAAAAGCAAUUU